Messenger RNA from Dermacentor albipictus, 4662 nucleotides. RefSeq names its product RING finger protein 151-like. The record is from RefSeq and is a predicted model, not a curated record. Gene Ontology annotation, molecular function: zinc ion binding. NCBI's taxonomy places the organism in Eukaryota, Metazoa, Arthropoda, Arachnida, Ixodida, Ixodidae.
UCCCAGGUACUGAAAGAGAUAGGCGACGCUGGUUCCACUCGAGUUUGCGUUGAAACCGUCCGGAAAACAAAUGAGUAGACAGCUGAAAAGAGGCGAAGGGGCUCGGGCGCUGUACUCAUCGCAACAGUUUACAAAGUAGCUUCGUGGUUGCGGGCCCUUUCGUUUUGGCGGGCUUUUCCCGGCUGCCCGACUUCGUAGAAGCAUGGCUCGACGGAGGUCGUCAUCCUCAGCGUCAUUCCCCGAGCUGACGCUGGAAGACUACGACCCCAAGCCUGACGAGGAGCUGAUCUGUGUCAUCUGCCACUCGGUGCUGCGCGAGCCUGUUGAGUGCCCCUGCCGCCAUGUCUUUUGUCGCCGUUGCAUCUCCGAGUGGGUCCGCAAGAACAACAGCUGCCCCGUGUGCCGCAAGCGUGCUGUCUCUGCCUUUACACCUGCACUGCCUCUGAUACAAAAUAUGGUCAACCGUCUCAAGGUGAAAUGCCGAAAUGCUGGCUGUGAUGCCCAUGUGCCUGCGGAAAAUUUUGCAAAUCAUACGAGUGUGUGUGAGUUUCACGAAGUAAGCUGCCCGCAUGAAGCCUGCGAGCACCGGUGCCAACGUUGUAUGCUGGAGUCUCAUGUGAAGCAGUGCCCACUUCGCGAGGUGACCUGCGACAAGGGUUGUGGAAUCGUGCUCACGCGGGACCGUCUCAAAACCCACAGCUGCGUGGAUGAACUUAAGCGCAAGCUAGAUGAAGCCACAUCCGAGUGUGAUGAUUGGAAACGGAAGGCCGAGAAUGCAAUGCAGGCACUGAAUAGACUUCGUGACACAUUGCACCGUUUGGGGGACACAGCAGAAGGUCUGGAGAACAACCUCGGUGACCUCGGAACCCGACUUCGCUGCGCCGAAGCUAUGGCGGCCUCGUGGCUGCACGGUCGCCAGUCAACAGCAGCAGCACGGACGAGCCGGGUCACGCAUGAUGGCAUUGUCAGCAGCAGCACCACCAGCCUGCACCUGGGAGUCUUGUACGGCACCCAUACAGUGCAGCUUCCAGAAGAAGUCGACAGCGACUCGGACCACAGCUGGAGCCUGCACUCUGAUGGUUCACACGAGUCUCUACGAGACGUGGAAGAGCUCUUCCUUGAUUUGAACUGCUGAACAGCUUCAUUCUAGCUGCUUAGCUUGAAGCUGAAACUAGGCCUUGUCAAUUUUUCUAGUUAACCUGCAGUAACCACUUUCGUUUCCCUUAUACCAUUUUGUGCCUGUUACCAGGUAUUGCAUCUGUGUUCUUACAGGGUACAGAAAAUCAAAGAAACCUUACAAGCUGCUUCUUACAUUGCACAAGUGUGCUGUUUAGUUUCUGUGAGAAUAUUCUAAUCUGGGUUCAUUGAAGCAUAUUCUGCAGCAUGUUUCUUAGCUGGUGGUUAAACAUGGUGGUGCAAGUGACCUGGAAGUGCCAACGGCAGCUCCUUGAGUCUGGGGCUAUUGUUAGGCUUCUGGACCAUGCAGCUUCUACAAUAUAAUUUCAGAGUAACUCAUAUCUCAGGCAGAAUCUGCACUUAGUUCGCAUCAGUUUCUCAAAAGCGAGAAAGCUCUGUUUCAUCAUUGCUUUUCUCUGCUUAAGAGUCACUGCCCCCCCCCCUCCUUUUUUCUUUAUUUUUGCAGUGCAAACAAGCAAACAAAUUGCACAACUACACUACUUUAGAGAGAGCAUUAGCAUGGGACGAGCUCGGAUUUCUUUAAUCACACAAGGGGAAACCCAGAAAGGCACUUAUUAGAUGAUGGUCAAACCGAUUUAAAUGAAAGUUGCUGCAUUUAAGAAAUAAAGCUAAAGUUCACCAAUUGCAGGCAGCAGAAUAUCGAUUUAAAUUUUAUAAAUAAAUAUUACAGAAAAUCGCAAGACUGAAGCAUGAAAUUUGCAAAUCUGUUACUGCUCGCAAAUAAAAAAUACCAUAUUCUGCGAGCUGUAUCUGUUAGAUAUUCUAAAGCAGACAAAUGUAUCAAAUUGCAGCCUACAUGAAAUUGUUGUCUACGGUAUGUCUUGCAAAUGUUGUAUUUGCAGAUUAUUUAUGUGCAUUAAAAUUACGCGUAAUAUAUACAUUUUGUCUGUUUUUUAGAAGACCCAGCAAAUGCUGUUUCCAGAAAUGUGAGAUUUCUUUUUAUUGCCAAGUUUGAACUGUAGACUUGACAGAUAAAUGAAAUAUCUGCCUACGAUUGGUAGGCUUUAACUUGUUCUUUUCAGUGCAACAAAUCUUAUCAAAUGCAAUGGAGCUGUUGUCAAGCAAAAUUGAUUUGCCCAUUUCUGUGUAUAGGAAAAGGUGCUCUUGAGGUGAAGCUUUUUCUUGAUUAAAAACUUAUUUCCUUUCAUAAGUCAUGUCAGUGUGACAUCUAUAUGGUUCUGAAAUUCUAACGAAGCUCAAACCAUGUCAGACUGCUUAGUAUUGAAAAUUCAAGGUGUGAAAUACCACGUCAUGAUGUUAUACCUCAACUAUUUUUAAGCACAAAAAUUUAUACUGGUGAAAUGUGGUCGUAAGGCCCAAAAGGAUUUUGCCGCUGAACAGUGUGCAACACAGGUCAACAUGACCUGUCCCACAUAAUUUCGUUGUGCUAAGUCUCACAAACAAGGUGCCAGAACAACAACAACAAAAAAAAGAUAUAGGGCAUACUUACUCUUUAAAAUAAUCGUCAUCUUUCUGUGGGAUAUUUUAAGCAGAAAGAACUGCUCCAAAAGUGGUUUUAUGAUGGCUUGCACCAGUCUCAACGACACCACUGAAGUUAAUCUGAGAGCACUCUUGUUUGCAGAAAUGUAAAAAAAUAUAUGUGUUGGUACAUCAUGAGAAUACUUGGGAACAGCGUGGAGAGACUGGACAAGAACAGACAUCUGCACAGUCUGUGCUCGUGUUUUCUAUUGUCCAGUCAUUUCCUGUUGUUCCAAAGUAUACUCCUGUUUGCUCACUAGAAGUAUUAUGAUGAGGCAAUGGGUUGUACCACAAGGUAUGGAGGAAGUUUUAUAAAAGAAAAAAGUUGUGUUCUGCCACAAAGAAGCAGGUCAGUUUGGGCUAAUUUAGGUGGGUACCACCUUUUCCCUUUAUUUCCUUUAUUUUCCUUUUCCGGGUCUCCACCUGCCUGGAGACCAGGCAACCAUUCCAGGCAACCAGAGAAUCGCUUCAGUGAGAGUAAGGCCUUCAGUAGAUGUAGAUGUGUCCCAUCUGAGAAACUUCUAGCCUGCAGAAAAGCUGUAUCACUUGUGUGGUGUGUAGGGAGCAUUGCUUUUGUGUGUGAAUGGCAGCCUAUAAACAGAGCAACUUUUCUGUUGGGUUCACUGUUGCCCUAAAUGUUUGUGAUCAUGAAAAUACUCAUGCAACUAGCUUGCCAUGAUUUGUUGGUGCUAUUGCAGUCUGCACAAUGAACUUUUCAACAAUGUCGGUAGUGCAGUAAUAUAUAGGGAGUGGCUGGACAUCCUCAGAUUUAAAAAGAUUGAGCAAAGUGUAACUGGACAGAUUUUGCAAACAAUGGUGGUGUGGUAGUUGUUUUCUCUGCAUAUCAUUUGAAAUGUACCUAUGGAACUCUCCCGACUUUUUCAUAAAUUGCAGCCAAUGUUCCAAGGAAUUUUUCCAUGAAAAUUUAAAUAUUGUUGAAACACUAGUGAUAUUUAGAUGCUGGAAAAUUAUUGGUAGCAAGGGUAUGGGUUGGCCUCAGAUGUGUACAUACUGUAUGUAAUAGUGUUGAUUCACAUUUUUUCUGACACUAUAUGUGUCGUACUUAUUUGCAGUGUGCUUGCACACAGCACAAAGGAAUACCUCUAUAAAAAUGUGUGGGGAGCAGGACAGGAGUGUUUAUAGGUACAAGGCUGGCAGACUCGAAAAUUUAAGCUGCAGUAAUCUGCUAAAGUGUGAAAUUAAACAUUUUAACAGUACCUUUCUUAUUUAUAGUUGUUCUCCCAUUCAAAUAUCCAGCAGAACUAGAGCUAGGCUUUUCUGAUUGAAUCUGUUGUUCUUGUGUUGUACUCAUUUAUGUGUAGCAAUACGUGCAUUGGCUGUUGUGUUGCGCGAGCUGGCAACGACAUUUCUGUGCAAAUUUCUGCAGUGCGUUGCUGCUUGUGAUAGUGGUUUCCCACCUCUUUGAGCAUUUCUAAGCCUUUGUGAUAUUUUUUUCUAUACAUUCUUUCGUGUUGCCUUUUCAUUUAUGAGUGCCUUCUUUGUUAUUACCUUUUUUCCUCAUUUUGUGGCAUUAGCUGUUGUGACAACAGUAAACAUGAGUUUCAGCAGGCAGUAUUCAUUGUGCUAUACUUGAUUUGACUGAAGAAGAGAACAGUGGUGACUGUGCCAUCCAAUUGCUGUGCCUUCAUGAAGUCUGUGCACUAGUAUUAAUAAGUGCACAUGGUCAGAGUGAAACUUCAUUGAAUUGUUGUGUAUUGCUUUUCUUGGCAAAGCAUUAGACAGCCUAAGUAUGAUUUGGCCAUGGUAUUGGUUGCAUUUUAACUACACAAAAUGUACAACCUGCGAGUUGGUAGAUGUGCAAAACGGUACUUGGCAUCAACUGCUAUAUGCUCAUUAUUAUUUGUUGUGCCCAUGUAGAAAUCAUAGUGUGGAGAGUUGUGCGUUGCUGUUUCUUGCGUUGAUUUCUGGUUUGGCAUUCUUUUAUUUCCAUAAGCUGCUUUGUGGCAAAUAAAUUUUUUCCAAUAA